Octopus bimaculoides (California two-spot octopus) is the source of this 4813-nucleotide messenger RNA. RefSeq lists its product as uncharacterized. Gene Ontology annotation, cellular component: nucleus; actin cytoskeleton; Z disc. Lineage: Eukaryota; Metazoa; Mollusca; Cephalopoda; Octopoda; Octopodidae. The record is from RefSeq and is a predicted model, not a curated record. Gene Ontology annotation, biological process: positive regulation of actin filament bundle assembly. Gene Ontology annotation, molecular function: actin binding.
AAUCAUUCCUCUCUUAGAAGUAGCUUCUGGUGCAACGUAAGGUCUGUUAUAGUGGCAGAAUCGUCUCAAAUACAGGUAGGAGACAAACAACACAAAACAAAACACAGAGCUGGCUUUCAAUACAGUUACCAGAGAGGACAGAGAGCCGGUUGGUGUUUUCCGUCUGUGGAACUACCAUUUUAUAACAGUUACUCUCGCUGCUGCUGCUGUCGCUAUUGUGGCUGUCGUUGCUGCUGGUAUUGCUGCUGUUGUUGCUGCUGUCUCUGCCGUCUCCAGAUCUCUCCCUGUAGGACUCCACCUUACUUCGAACUUAGUGUCUUCAACCUUAUCAUCAUAAAAAACUUUUAUUUCUUUAUCACCGUUCUUUACUAACACUGCUUCACACAUUCACCCACCCCUACCCUAUCCUCCAAAAGGGAGUAAAAAGUUCUAUUAGCAGUUGGCUGACGAUUUCUUCUGCUUAAGCAUUCUCUGCUACCACCACCGCCACCGCCACCGCCACCGCCACCACCCUCAAUCGACAGCAAUACCAGCACUUGCACUACACCCUGCCUUCAGCCAUCACCGCCACCACCGCUUGCAGUACACUCUACCCACGCCACCGCCAUCCUUAUCGGCACUACCAAACACCCACAACUACCAACACCGCAGUCAGCACUAGCACGCCGUUACCCUCCACCACCACCACCCCACUCUACAGUGCUGAACCGAGGUUUCUGUUACCUGUAGAGAAGCAAAAAGCCCAGAGUAGGUAGCAUAGCAGAUAGUGAGAAAGCACAGCAGCCACAGAAAAACCAUUCCUGCUACCCAACAUCAAGAUGGAAUGACGUUACUUUGCGUGGAAGGUAGUCAACACUGCCACCCCCUAGAAUAUUUCUUCUUCUUCUUGAACAAGAUCUCUUUCAAGCCGCCGACGCCAUACUCUUACCACCAUUAGCCGGCCUCAGCUGAUAACUUUUUUUUUUAAUAUCAAUUUUUUCGCGAUCCCCACCCCAAAAAUCUAGUAACAGAAGUAAAGAAAAACAACCCCAAAACACAAUUAGCAAAUACCAAAAACGAAGAAAAAAGGCGACUGUGAACAACACAAUAACCCCCUAAAUAUAUAUAGCACACUUUAUUAUUCGAUUAACAAAGUUUCUCCAAUUUGUUCCUUUUGGGGGGGUGUAUUGAAAAAAAAAUAACAAGACAGAAGAAACUUCUUAGAAAAUUUUAAUAUGUAAUUAAUUAGCAAAUAAUUAAUCAAUAAAUUUCUUGCAAUUUAACAUGACUAAUUAGUUGCAUUUACAAUAAUAAUAACAAUAAAUAUUUGAAAAGGAAACAAGCGAAUUGAGUUUAGAUUAAAACCAUAUUUUGUUCCUCAGGAAACAAUUAUAGUUUUGAUAACUUGACAGCGCCAAGAGGAAAAGAGGGAUUUAUCGGAACAGUUCAAUCUAUUCGAAGAUAGAGAAUCCAAGUACUCUUUGGCUACUAGAUUUUUGGAACUUGACAGGAUCAUGAUCAGUUCUGGGAUUUUAACCGUCACCCUUGACGGCGGAGCACCAUGGGGCUUCAGGCUACAAGGAGGUGGUACCAACCCAUUGCAAGUUCUCAAGGUACGGAAGAAGAGCAAGGCACACACUCAUCUGAGAGAGGCUGAUACACUUCUGAAAGUAAAUGGAGUACCAGUUCGCGGUAAAAGUCAUGAGUCGGUUAUGGACACGUUGGAAUCCAUUGUUGGUCAACCACUGGUCUUGGAGAUAUACAGGGGUGAUCCUUUGCAAAAGCUACCCAGGGGUUCAGACGCACCAGACACUACUGCUGACGUGGCAAACCCUCCAUCUGUUCAGACGUCAUACAAAUCAGUUACUACUUCGUUUAAGAUGGCAGAGCCAACACAGCAGAAUAAAAAACCUGAGCGCUCAAUUAUGACGAAGAAGACAACGCAUCAAAACAUCAUUAAAACCACUCAACAAAAGCACACCAACUUUAUGAUGCCCGGAAGACCAAACCAACAACAGGAACCGCAAGUAUUUAACCAAAUCCACCAAAAUUCUUAUGGGGGGUCACAGGGGAUCCAACAACCUAUCGAUAAUCGAUCCGUCACCCCGCAAGCAGUUCAUCCCGAUCAAAAUUUAAUUCAACAGCAGAGAAUCACUCAUCAGAGUAAUGUCACACAAAUUACUCAGGAUCAACAUAAUCAUGUAACAACCACCGAAACAAAAGUUCACCAUACCUAUAUGGGUCCCCUAGAGCCACAUAAAUCAAUUGGUACAAAGCCAAAGGUCGCUAGUCACCUACCUUUGCGACCACCGCCACCUUUAAUUGCUGCCAAACCGCAGCCGUUUAAAUCACCGUCUGUGUCGCCCAUGCCACCGAGUUCUCCAGUUUCUUUUCCCGUAGAAGACAAAGAAAACGUUGCUCCAGCUGAUUUUAGCUCCAAUAUAAAUAUACCCAAAUUUAAUGUGGUUAACCUAAAAGAAGUGGUUAAAAAGCCAUGGGGUGAUGUGCAAUUAGAUGAAUUAGAUAUUCCUUUACCUAAUUAUCAAUCAAAAUUGCAGACUGUUCCUAAAAGAGACACGUCACCAACUGUGGAAAAGAAAACAAUUGUCAUUCCUGAAAUGACGAUUCAGCCAUUAACUGAGGAGGAACUUAUGCAGAGAAAACUGGCCGGGAAACAACCUGAUUAUUAUGAAGAGAUUAAAGAUGAUGAAAAUUUGAUUGUACCUAUUUUUUGUGAAGAUCGUCCACACCUACCCGUAUUUGGCCCCCCUGUGGUAUAUGGUCUCAACCCAGCUUUGGUGCCGUUUCAACAGAAGAGUGUUGAAGAAGAGAGUGUAGCGUCUGAAGCAAGUUCUGGCUCCAAGAAGAGCAGUUUCACACUGGAUAGCAGGAAACAGAAAAUCUAUUCGGAUUCUUCGUUCUACAAUGAUCCGAAGGCAGUGUACCCCACUAUAGAGGAGCAAAUCAACUUGUGUAAGAAGAUCUCGUACUCACUGACGGCUGCAGCCAAUAAAAAAGCGCGGGGGGCAACCAUGUUUGCAAAACGUCAGAAGCGUUCUUCCAAGUGGAUACAUGACGGUGUUUCUACGGUGAGUGACGGAAACAUCGCAGACUUAUCCGAGCUUAGCAGUGAGCUGAGCCCACUCGACGGUGGAACGAAACCGCUUUUCCAAUUUCGCAUACCCAGAGUUGCACAUCAGGUAUCAGUCAACGAGGAGAAGAUGAGUCUUUCAAGGGAAGAAUUUGAAUCAUUAAGGGUAAGCCAGCCGAAAGUUGACCACCGUGCUGUAAAACCAACUUUAUGCAGCAAUUUAGUUGCUGAUCUACAUAACAACAAGGGCCGUGGUGCUAAGCUCUUCGCUAAACGCCAAGCUCGAUCUGAGAAAUGGGUCGUUGAUGACAAAAGUGUGAAAAGCCCAUCAACUCCUGAGGCAAACGUAAAUAUGAUGAAUGUACAGAAUAAAUUGUCAACCAUGAUUGAGACGCCAAUGCCGAUAAUAAAACAAAAGCCACCGAGACCUGAGCAGUUGCCAAAUGUACCAAAAGCGGUUCCAGUUCCAAUCGUGAAAAAAGAUCUGAAGUCUGGUGAUCAUGCUAUGAAGCUCGAUGGACCCAACUUCAAUAGAAAGGCACGAGGAUGGAAUGCUCCUGCACCGACGCCAGUUGUACCGCAGAUUCCACCGCAAGCAGGGAAGAAAGCACCGCCACCACCGGUAGCACCGAAACCCAGCAGAGGCAAAGUGCAACACAUCCGUUCGUCUUCUGACCAAUUAGGUUACUGUUCGGACGUAGAUCACAGAAGUCAGACGCACAGUUACCGGCAAAAGCCGAUGUUUGCUCCGACUCCAUUUGUUUCAACUGCACCACGUGACUUACCUGGUAGUGAUUUGUGAUGCCGUUCGACUUACAAACUUUUCUCUCUCUUUCUCUACUUUCUUCCUCUAACUUUUCCCUUCUUCCUGCCUCCCGUCCUUCCAUCAUUGUCCAGAGGUUUUCAACUUUGCCUUUUGUUACUUAUUUUAUACACGUAAAUGGGCCCUGCAUCAGUGGCGAUCCCUGGUAUUUAAAAAUCAAAGCCAUAUAACCGAAAUAGGUUACAUAUAGCAUUAUGUACCGCCUUUCAGACUGUCUUCCAUAAAAAAAAACAAUGGAAGGUUUUUUAAAAUCGGAUUUGUUAUUUGCAUUUUUAUAUCCUAGUCGUGCAUUACAUGUUUUGCAUACGUAGAGGACAAGCCGCUGCGUGGUUUAUAACAAGCACACACAACCAAAUACAACGUAUAUAUGCAUAUAAAGCAUUCUGCAGGCCCACGAGAGAUAUUAGGAAGGUAUCAUUCUUAUAAAUAGAUGUUUACUCUAUUUUUUUUCUGAUCCCUAACUUUGUAGUCAUGUACAUUUUUAUCUUUACCUUCGUUUUAUUCUGUUUUUGGAAACAGUAACAGUUGCUAGCCUAAUGAAAUAAAUCGAUGCAUUUUAAUUACACGAAUAAAUAAAUCGAUUCAUUCAAGGAUAGAACAUGUUAAAAACUUUUUACAAAUAAAUAAAACAAAAACAAACAAAAACAAAAUAAAAAAUGAAUAUCAGAUUAUGAUCAGAGAGACUCGCCCUUAACGAGCGAUGGCUACUGAGUUUUUCCUUUGAAUUUGAUUUUCAAUAUAAGGACAUCGAAAAGAAACGAAACGAAACGAAACGAAACGACAUCGAACAAAAAGAAAAGCACUAAUAUGCAACUUAAUAUGAUUUAGAUAUUAUUGAAAACUUUGAUGCCCUUGUUGUUGCUGUUCUUGUUGUUGGCAAAAUACAUUUAAAUUGAAUAAAAAUGCUAAGCCAGCCUUAA